CUUAGGGCUCAAAAUUCAGUUAUUUACUUCAUAGGUCACUCCUUUAAACCUCUAUGGCAGACCAAAGACCAGCAUUCCGCUUUCGUCUUCCCUGGUUACCAGCUGCACCACCCCCACGUCCAACAUUUCCCCCCAGGCCACCGGCCCAGCCUACUCCUGCUACGACCCCGUCCCAAACAAUGCCACAAACAACUGCAACCCCAGCCCCUCCCCAGCCCUCCGUCACUGCCACCCCUCCCCCAACCAUGCCACAAACAGCUGCAACAACCGAAGCCCCUCCCCAGCCCUCCGUCACCAUCACCCCUCCCCCAACCACGCCACAAACAGCUGCAACAACUGAAGCCCCUCCCCAGCCCUCCAUCUCUACCACCGCUCCCCCUGCAAUGCCUCAAACAGCUGAAACCCAAAUCCCUUCCCAGCCGAGCACCACUACAACCCCUGCUCCCACUACUCAAACGGCUGAAAGAGCAACAGUUACCCAGCCUACGAUAACUACAAGACCUACCCAGACACCCACUCCACAGGCACCUGAAAGGCCACCAUACAGGCCUCCAGCCGUAGCCCCAGCACAGGGCCCUCAUCUUCAAUCUCAGACAUCCAGAACUGAAUCGCAGCCUUCAUCACCAUCUCCUGCCAUCACUCAACCCAGAGUCCCUUCUCAGCCAGCGUCUCUGUCUCGUGUAGACACUCAAUCGCGAGCUCCUUCCCAGCCCUCGGCUCCACCUCAUGCAGCCCCUCAACAAGAAGCUGUAUCUCUACCCUCAUCUCCAUCUCGCAGAUCAACCGAGCUCCCAUCAACACCCCAAACAGCCACACAGCCCAGGUCCCCUUCAUUAGCCCCUAUCCAGGCAGGCCAGACAUCUCCACCUCCUCCUCCAUCUAGCACAACUGCUCAACGGCAACCCACAACAGCAGCUGCCACCCAGCUUGCUUCUCCACUGAAAACAGAGCAAAGCCCAACUCAGAAGAACUCUCAAUCUUCUGCCAGUUCCACUGAAGGUUUUUCUCCCUCUGAUAAACAAGAACCAAAAUCAGCAGUAUCCGAAUCACUUCCUCUUGAAUUUCAGCCAAAGACAGCAGUCCCUGCAGAUAACAUUCAUGACUCUCAAGAUCGAGCCCCAAUUAAAACCAUUGUUCAACCCAAUGAGAUGACACAGCGGCCUUUAAAAGAAUCAGGGAAAAUAGCAGCAGACGUGUUCACUACUACUAAAGGUCCAGAAACACCUGUUGUAACACAGAAAUCAACUUCUUCGACUGUCAAUGGUGAACCUGAAUCAUUCUCUAAAGAUAUGAAACCAGAGGAACCCAAAGAGGUGAAGGAAGUCAUGCAAGACAUUAAAGACAAGGCACAUGACAGAGCCAGGCAUAUAGGAAGUGACCUUAAGGUGGAACAGGGGCAGACAGUGCAGACUAAAGACCUAUCUACCAUUCCAUUUCAGUCAGAACAAGCACAGAAGACUAUUGCCAGAAAGGAGAUGACAGCAACAUCUGCUUCUAAUGGCAAAGAAAACAAAAUACCAACCGCCCAUCCAAGAAACAAAACCAUGUUGGCUGACAGUCAACAGAAACAAAGUAACUCCAGUGGAGACCAUAGGUCCCUGCACAAAGAGAUCAGAGACGACAUUUCAAAGCUUGUUAAUAAGAUGGCUAUUGGGGAUUCCAAGCACUCCAUAGAUGACAGGCCAGUGAGUGUAAUCACUCUUGCUGGUGAAAAUAGGGGAGCAUCAAUGCAUGUAGGCUUUGACACAUCAAAGAAAGAAGGGUCAAUCCACAUUCGCAGAGGCUAUAAGAUCAAACCUGAUGACAGUACCGAAGCAACAACUGAUGGAGAGGAGAGUUUCAACAGACAAUCUGACAACUCAAAUGCCAAAGAAGAUCAAGCAUCAGAGGCAUAUGUGAACAGCAAUGCACAGGGUAUCAACAACUCAAUUUUAUUCAACACAUCCAUAACGGAAGGAAAUCCUGGUGUCCACCUGAUUCACUCGCAUUGUCCAACAGAAUUAAAGAAGCUGUCUCAAAAACCAGAGCUCAUUGAGACACGAAAGGCUGAAUUCAACAUGACCCCCUCCCAAAAACUUACUCAAGAGCCUACAGUCAGAAGAAGAUGUCUCAGAGGCCUGUUUCUGGAGUCAAGUGAUUCUGACUUGGAUGCUGCGAAGCCUCGACGUCAUGGUUGUCGUGUUGGCUGCAAGGAGAAGAGUAAAGAGAACAACAUUGAUGCUCACUGAGCAAGCAAUAUCCUGAACACCAUACUAGCAUGCUAAUACAUAUGAAAUAAAUGUGCAUACAUCACAUAUUCACAACAAAAUCCUCAUAGUAUCUGUGAAGACAUUCUUUAAAUCGAA
This is a messenger RNA of Coffea arabica (coffee), 2345 nucleotides long. RefSeq lists its product as uncharacterized. The record is from RefSeq and is a predicted model, not a curated record. Lineage: Eukaryota; Viridiplantae; Streptophyta; Magnoliopsida; Gentianales; Rubiaceae.